Oryzias latipes (Japanese medaka) is the source of this 3486-nucleotide messenger RNA. NCBI's taxonomy places the organism in Eukaryota, Metazoa, Chordata, Actinopteri, Beloniformes, Adrianichthyidae. The record is from RefSeq and is a predicted model, not a curated record.
CAAACACCGUCGCUAAUCGUAUCAACCUCGAUUAACUUGACUUCUUCCAACUGGAUAGGGCUCUUCGGGGGACAGAGUCGAGGCUGUGUCCCUGAGUGUGUAUCUGUGCAUGCCCCCAUACCCCCAGCCCUCCUCCACCCCCUCUCACAGGGCUGCCAGCCCGUCUAGAGUUAUUCCAGGAAUGCGUUGAACAUGGCUGCCGCGAUGAAGACGCAGAAAACGGGACUGCUGGAACUUCGAGUGACAGUGGACCGCUGGGUCCGGGUGCUGGCCACGCUGACCGAGGACGCGCUCACUCUGAACCCCGGCGACAGCGCCGACGAGCCCGCGAAGCCCGGCCACCAGAGUCCCGCAGGUGCUGUCAACGGAGACCCCCCAAACCUGAGCUCGUCCCCGGUCCCAGAAACCAUCACCAACGUCAAGCGCACCGUGCGGGUCACCAAGCAAGAUGUGGGCGGACUGGGCAUCAGUAUCAAAGGAGGUAAAGAAAACAAGAUGCCGAUCCUCAUCUCGAAAAUAUUUAAAGGCCUGGCAGCUGACCAAACUGAGGCACUUUACGUCGGGGAUGCCAUACUGUCUGUCAAUGGUUACGACCUACGGGAGGCUACGCAUGAUGAGGCAGUGCAAGCGCUCAAAAAAACUGGCAAGGAGGUCAUCCUGGAAGUGAAGUACAUCAAGGAAAUGUCUGCUUUUUUUAAAAGCUCUGGAUCCCCCGGAGCGUCUCUCCCCUGGGAUUCUCCUCCCUCCACUCCUCAGAGGGACCCCGAGCUCUCUCCUGCUGAGGGGAAGGAGCCUCGCAGCGUACCUCUGAAGAUGUGCCAGGUGUCACGGAAACAGUGCCCCCCGGACACAGAAGACAGAUACUUUGAGGUGACUUCAUUCAACAGAAAGAACUCUGUGUUCCUGCGGGCUAAAGACCCAGCCAUGGCUCAGUCGUGGUACAACGCCAUCCAGGCUGCUGCUGGCAGUCUGUUACCGCAAGUGAAGGAGGAAUUAAAGAUCAUGCAGCCUGGUGUACAAAUCAAGCAUGUGGGCUGGAUGACAGAACAGAUGCGUCAGGGUCCAGAGAAAGCAGUCCUGGCUGUGUUGACGGAGAAAGACCUUCUGCUGUUUCCAUCACUGCCUGAAAACAAGCAGAGCCUCAGCAGCCCCACCAAGAGCCACCCGCUCAUCACCACCAGAUUGGUCCACUCCGGUCCAGGAAAAAGUUGCCUGCAUGCGGACUCUGAGCUGUCCUUUGGCCUGCGAUCAGGAACCAGACAGGGUGUGGAGACUCACGUGUUCCGGGUGGACUCUGCGAAAGAGCUGUCCGCUUGGACCCAUUUGUUGGUGGAGGGUUGCCACAACGCUGCUGAGCUCAUCAAAGAGGUCACCACGGCCUGCAGUUGGAACGGGAAAGAGUGUACUUUGGGAGUGCACAUCGACGAGGGUUUCACACUUUAUACAGAAGAAAUGGGAGUCAGGAAAAGCAUUCUCCUCCAGCAGCCCUUUGAGCGCCUUCGAAUGUCAUCAGAUGACGGAGUUCGAAUGAUGUUCCUCGACUUUGGAGGCCCUGAGGCUGAGCUUCUGGAUCUUCACUGCUGCCCGAAAACGCUCGUGUUCAUCAUCCAUUCUUUCCUGUCGGCCAAGGUCAGGCGGCUGGGGCUCCUGGCGUGAGAAGGACCGGCCUAUCAGAGCGUCAAAACAAGGACAGCCUCAGAAAAAUUCUCCACAGCCAGGCCGAGGGGCAAACGAUGCUGACGAAACCUUUUAGUUCGAUCGCCCCAAGUCGGGGCGCCCAGUGGUGCUGCCGGACAGACGAAGAACGGGGAUGUUGGUCAGUUAGCCAGUCGAGGUGCCUGACGUGUCGAAGCUGAGCUGAAUGAACACAACAGCAGUUUAUUUUUGUUCUUUUCUGUCACCAGUUUAGUUUAGUUUAGUUUGAUUUAAUGAGUCACAACAGGCCUUUGUCAUCUCUCACUCCGUCUAAAAAAAGAAAACCUCCACAAAAAGUGUCCUGAUUGACGUAGGACAAACGUGUUUUUUUUCUUUUUUUCAUAAAAGCAGCUUCAGUGGAGUGACAGAGGGGGAGUGUCCGAUCAUCAUCAUCAUCAUCAUCGUCAUCAUCAGCGUUCUAAAUGGAACUACUGCAAAAACAGAUCUACAAGACAAAGUGUGGUUGCUUUUUGUAAAACUGUAUUUUUCAUUGCAAAAAGUAAAAAAUUUAUUAGAUUUUUUUAACACUAUUCAUAAUUUGUGACCUAAAAAAAGACUAGCAGCAUCUACAAUAAGAGCACGACUUCGAUAAUGUCGAAAUGAAUGCAAAGAAUAAAUGUUUCUUAAGGAUCAAAUCAGGCUGAAUCUUUGUAGCCUUUUAUUCGUUUAGCUUCAUUUAAUUUCAAGCAUCAAUCAAGUCUAUAUUUUGAUUGCUGUUUUUUUAAUUGAUUGAUCACAAUCAUUUUAAAGACCGUGUCACAUAUUGCAUGGAAGAAUUGGUGAGAAAAGUUUGUGGUCUUUACUUGAAUUUCUUACAGAUUUAUCACAAAAGAACCACGUAAAAAAACCACAGAAGAGGUUUCUAGUAAAACACGCACAGAACACUAGAAGCAGUGAUGCACGGCCUCACCCAGACGGUUGCUUACCUUCUCUUCCUCCUCCUUCUGCUGGAGCUGCACCAGCUGGUUGUUAUGCCGCUGAAGAAUAAGCAAAAGCCCUUCUCACCUUUGGGGGUUCACGGUGAUGACCUUGUGUACAGAGACGUACGCUCAUAGGCAUCUCGGGAUUUACUGCCGAAGGGGGGAAAGAUCGACCCAUUUAUGUACCCCUCAUGCAAUACGCCAAUCGUGCAUGAUUAUUGCACUGUUUAUAUGCAAUUCAUUAGCGAUUUGUGCGUCAAUUUCCUCAUUUAAACGUGAAUUGCGCGCCGUGUAUGCGAAAUAAAAGUUAUACAUCGGUGGUACACACGUGAACAGUCUGCAAAAAUCAAACAAUAUUGGGUAAUAAUUGCAUAUAAACUGCGUAAUUCUCAACCGACCUAAAAAUUUAUCAAAACCAAAUUCACGUAAAGACAAAACCCCCGUCUGACGAAACCCUCAACGGACAUCUGCGCACAUCCACGAAUGACCAACGCUAGAAACACUUAUGAAUGACGUAUGUCACGCAUGUAGCACAAAAGACAGACUUUUCAUAUGUGAAGAAUUGUGCAAAAUGUGUGUAUUGGCUGUGUGGCACGACCUUUACGUCGGUAAACAGCAAAAAAACUACGUCAGCUCCUUAGCAGAGACUUUCUAUGACUUUCAGCGUAACAAAAUGUGUCGUUUACAUGAAUGAUGUGAUCAUCUGUUGUCAUCUAUUUAGUAAUUUGAGGCCUUUUUCUUCUUUUUUUCUCUUUGUUUCUCCCUCGCUCCUAAACUUUCUCUAGGAAAACGUGUAUAUUCUUAUUUAAACAAAGGUGUGCCUUGCAGCGUUGUUUGUAUAUAAAAGUGUAAUAAACUUUGUUAACUUUUA